AUGUACAUUCUAUUCUUAUUUUAUCACUUUGGAAAUUGUUAUUAAGAAAUAUCAUUUCAAAAUACAAAGGGACUUCGAUAACUGAAUAUAGAAAACAAAUUGGAUGAAUCAAUUGUUUUAGAAGCAAAAUCCAGUUAAAGUCAAGUAAGCAUACUGUUAAUUUGUGACACAGCUCCAAACUUUUAACAAUUUGAAGAAAUUUACAAUGAUUAAAAGUAUUUUCAUUUAUAUGAAGCUUUGGAUGUAUUUGUGAUUGGAACGCGUUUGAUUUCUCUGAACCUUCCUAAAAAUUAAUGCUUAUUAGAAAUUCAACAAAUAAUAUGAAUUCAUAUUCUAAAAAUGUGAAAUAUACAAAUACCAAUUCUCCUUAUGUAGGAAUAUUUUCAAAUAAAUAUGAUUUUGUAAAUAUUUACAUUUAUCCAAAAUAAUCUAACGAUUGUAUAGUGUAAAUUUCUUAAAUAUUCAAUAGGAAUUGUAAGUAUAAUGGAGAAUGCAAAAAAGGAACAUGUUAUUGUAAAGAAAAUUAUUUUGGAUUUGAUUGUAAAUAUUAAGGAUCAAAUAUAUUUAAUGAAGAAUAUUUAAUCAAAUCUAGCUAUUAUUAUGUUGAUUUAAAAUCUUUAUAGGAUUCUAAUUUUACAAUCCAAUUUAAAAAGAAAGGUAAACUUAGUUAUUAAUGUUUCUCUAUAAAUCCAUACUUAAAAAAGGCAAAUAUAAUUACUAGUGAUAAUAUAUAAAUAUCAACAACAGAAAUUAAUAAUUGUUUACAUUAAGGAAAUAGAUAAUUUGGAAGUGUUUCAUAUUAUAUUAUUUAAAUAUAUUAAGAAGAUCUACUUUACCUAUAGAAAUAGGAAAGUGAAGACUCGAAUGAUUAUAAAACAAUGUUAAUUGCUAUUUUGUCAACUUGCCUUACAUUUUUAUGUUGCAUCAUUUUCUGUGUUUUCAGGUGUUAUAGAUCUAAAAGGAUAAUUGCAAAUACAAAUACAAAUGCAAAUAGAAUAUUAAUGAAUUUGUAAACAAACAAAACUACAACUGAUUAUUCAUAAGAAAUUGCUGAAUUAAUUCCAACAAUUCAAUUCUCAGCUGUUUUUAAGAAAUACCCUUAAAUAUUAGAUUUUAAUUAAUGUGCAAUUUGUUUAGAUAACUUUCAAUUAGAUUAAUUAGUUAGAGUCACUUAUUGCUAGCAUGUUUUUCAUUCCAAAUGUUUUGAUGCUUGGAUUAAAAAAAAUUCAGUAUUAGAUUUAUUUAUUAUAGAGUUGUCCAAUCUGUAGAUCUCCUUAAGAUAAAAGAACUAUAAAGUAAUAAGAAAAACUAUAAACUAUCAUUUCAUAAAACACAGAAUUUAACCCUGAAGUUACAUCUCAAAAGUAACAAAUAUCAAGAGCCUAUGGAGAAACUCCUAUGUUAACGAAUCAUAGAUCAGCUGGAUCAUCUAAGUAUAUCUAAAGUAAUAUUUGA
Molecule: messenger RNA, 1455 nt
Organism: Paramecium pentaurelia
Lineage: Eukaryota; Ciliophora; Oligohymenophorea; Peniculida; Parameciidae
Source: the annotation of a GenBank genome assembly